AUGGCUUUGCCUAGAGUUGUAGCGUCUCGUCUAAUGCAAACGACAGUGCGCCGUUACCAUGGUGGGUCUCAGUUCAAACCACCCUCUAUGGAUGAGCUGCCAGUGCCACGUGGAUCUUGGCAAGCCAAGUAUGAUGCUGACCAGCGCCGCUACAAUUCUAUCCUUGCCUUUGGAAUUGCUUUUUCAGUCUUUUCAUUUGCUCUUGCAAAGGGCUCAGGGUUGUUGUACUUCAACUAUGCUCCACCAAAGUCACUUGACUAA
Molecule: messenger RNA, 261 nt
Organism: Pieris macdunnoughi
Lineage: Eukaryota; Metazoa; Arthropoda; Insecta; Lepidoptera; Pieridae
Source: the annotation of a GenBank genome assembly